AUGGCCGCCGCUGUUGUCGCCAAUGGCCAUACCACCCCCUCUGCCGAUGUCGCCAAACAGCGCAGGCUAAUUCACCACCAUGCCGAUGUCGUGAUUGUGGGCGCUGGAAUACUGGGAUGUGCAUUGGCGGUGGCACUUGGAAGACAAGGGCGCAGCGUCCUACUGUUGGAGGCGUCCAUGAAGGAGCCUGACCGGAUCGUCGGAGAGUUGCUACAGCCUGGCGGUGUCGAGGCGCUUGGGAAAUUGGGUCUUGCCGAUUGUCUGGAAGACAUUGACGCCAUCCCAGCCAAGGGCUACUAUGUGUCGUACUUUGGGAAACCCGUCUCGUUCGCCUACCCCAAGCCCUCCCCGUCGUCGCCCGCCCCGCAAGGGCGUUGUUUCCACCAUGGCCGCUUUGUCAUGAAGCUGCGAGCUGCCGCGCUGGCCUGUCCCAACAUCACGGUCGUAGAGACCAAGGCCACCGACUUGGUCACUUGCUCCCACACCAAGCAGGUUCUUGGUGUCGAGUGUGUGACCGGCGACAUGAAGGAUUGCUACUUUGGCCAUCUGACGGUGGUGGCAGAUGGCUACGCCUCCAAAUUCCGCAAGCAAUACCACUCCAACACCCCUAAGGUCCGGUCCAGGUUCUGGGGCUUGGAGUUGAUCGAUGCAGACCUUCCCAUGCCUUACCAUGGCCACGUCCUCCUUAGCGACAAUGCCCCUAUCCUCGUCUACCAAAUCGGCACCCACGAAACCCGCAUCCUCAUCGACAUCCCUGAGAACCUCCCAUCGGCCUCCGUCAAGAACGGCGGUGUCAAGAACCACCUUCGCAACGUCGUGCUCCCGUCCCUUCCCGAAUCUAUUCGGCCUUCAUUCGUUGCUGCGUUGGACAAGGGUCAGCUGCGCUCUAUGCCAAACUCAUAUCUUCCUAGUGCGCCGAACAAAACUCCCGGUCUGGUCAUUCUGGGAGAUGCGCUCAACAUGCGGCAUCCGCUGACCGGUGGAGGAAUGACCGUCGCAUUCAACGACGUCGUGGUCCUACGUGACCUGCUCAGCCCGGAGAAGGUCCCCACUCUCGCUAAUCAUGAGCAAGUCCUGCGACAGCUGUCCUCCUUCCACUGGCAACGGAAGAAAGCAUCCUCAGUCAUCAACAUCUUAGCGCAGGCUCUCUAUGCCCUGUUCGCUGCCAAAGACGAAAAUAUGCGUGCUCUCCAACGAGGCUGCUUCCGUUACUUCGAGCUAGGAAUGACCAGCGGCCCAAUAGGUCUUCUAGGUGGGCUGAUCAAAAAGCCAGAUGUUCUGUUCUGGCAUUUCUUCAGUGUCGCCUUUCUCUCUCUCUGGCUCGUCAUCACCGAGCACCCCUUUUACAUGCUGCCUCUGGCCUUCCUGAAAUGCAUCAUGGUUUUCUGGACCGCUUGCGUUGUAAUUUUCCCCUACAUGCUGAUAGAGGCAUUCUGCUAA
Molecule: messenger RNA, 1440 nt
Organism: Aspergillus luchuensis
Lineage: Eukaryota; Fungi; Ascomycota; Eurotiomycetes; Eurotiales; Aspergillaceae
Gene: erg1
Product: squalene monooxygenase erg1
Exons: 2
Coding region: 1-1440 (479 amino acids)
Biological process (GO): ergosterol biosynthetic process
Cellular component (GO): membrane; endoplasmic reticulum
Molecular function (GO): FAD binding; squalene monooxygenase activity
Source: RefSeq, a predicted model, not a curated record